AGAAGAGGGAGAGAGAGAGAAGGCAAGCGUUCCCCCAGCUGUUUCCUGUCUACAGUGUCUGUGUUUUGUAGAUAAAUGUGAGGAUUUUCUCUAAAUCCCUCUUCUGUUUGCUAAAUCUCACUGUCACUGCUAAAUUCAGAGCAGAUAGAGCCUGCGCAAUGGAAUAAAGUCCUCAAAAUUGAAAUGUGACAUUGCUCUCAACAUCUCCCAUCUCCCUGGAUUUCUUUUUGCCUCAUUAUUCCUGCUAACCAAUUCAUUUCCAGACUUUGCACUUCAGAAGCAAUGGGAAAAAUCAGCAGUCUUCCAACCCAAUUAUUUAAGUGCUGCUUUUGUGAUUUCUUGAAGGUAAAGAUGCACAUCACGUCCUCCUCGCAUCUCUUCUACUUGGCCCUGUUCUUGCUCACCUUCACCAGCUCUGCCACGGCUGGACCUGAGACCCUCUGUGGGGCUGAGUUGGUGGACGCCCUUCAGUUCGUGUGCGGAGACAGGGGCUUUUAUUUCAACAAGCCCACGGGGUAUGGCUCGAGCAGUCGGAGGGCGCCUCAGACAGGAAUCGUGGACGAAUGCUGCUUCCGGAGCUGUGAUCUGAGGAGGCUGGAGAUGUACUGCGCGCCUCUCAAGCCUGCCAAGUCGGCCCGCUCUGUCCGUGCCCAGCGCCACACCGACAUGCCCAAGGCUCAGAAGUAUCAGCCCCCAUCUACCACCAAGAAAACGAAGUCUCAGAGGAGAAGGGAAGGUGGGCCAAAGAAACAUCCAGGAGGGGAACAGAAGGAGGGGACGGAAGCAAGUCAGCAGAUGAAAGGAAAGAAGAAAGAGCAGAGGGAGACUGGAGCUAGAAACUGAACACAGGCAAGAAAGGAAAACGGAGGAGAGAAGGACUAAGACAGAGGCAAGGAGGAUGAGAGAAAAGCAGACAGUGAGAAAAAAGUGGGAGAUGCUAUAGAGGAAAUGAAGAAAAGUAGGCCCGCUGGAGCUACAGAAAUCAUGUGACAGAAGGAGAAAUGGAGAAAUGUGGAGAAACUAAUAAACGUGGAGAAAUGGAAAGGGAAAAUGUCAUGCCCAAGAAAGUCCAAAGAAAGAUAGUGGCAAGAAUGAAAAAAGAACAAAAAUUAUGAAAGAGGCAAAUAAAACAAUUCCCCUCCCCACCAAAAAAA
Molecule: messenger RNA, 1154 nt
Organism: Physeter macrocephalus (sperm whale)
Lineage: Eukaryota; Metazoa; Chordata; Mammalia; Artiodactyla; Physeteridae
Gene: IGF1
Product: insulin like growth factor 1
Exons: 4
Coding region: 283-843 (186 amino acids)
Biological process (GO): negative regulation of apoptotic process; positive regulation of cell population proliferation; insulin-like growth factor receptor signaling pathway
Cellular component (GO): extracellular region
Molecular function (GO): growth factor activity; insulin-like growth factor receptor binding; hormone activity
Source: RefSeq, a predicted model, not a curated record